Molecule: messenger RNA, 3295 nt
Organism: Perca fluviatilis (European perch)
Lineage: Eukaryota; Metazoa; Chordata; Actinopteri; Perciformes; Percidae
Product: SH2 domain-containing protein 4A-like
Cellular component (GO): cytoplasm
Source: RefSeq, a predicted model, not a curated record
CAUGUCCUUAUAAUUUGCCAGGAAUGCCAAAGUUGUUUGAGAGAAAUAUUAAAACGCUCAUAAAUUCAUACAUAUUAGCAAAUUGGCACAAACGAAUGUAGGCUAAAGAAAAAGGCCUCUGUAGCAUAUAGAUUUCUCAAGUGAAAAGUCUGCACAAUGAAAUUUGCUUCCAGGUGGACAACAAAGAAGAUGAAAUACUGUGGAGAAAGUAUCGCCAGUAUGGGAACAGUGUUUUCACAAAUGACCAUUAAAAGAUAAAUGUUGUAUGUAGCCUAUUAAUUUGUGUUAAAAUGUUGAUAGCCCAUGAAUGUGUAGGCCCACAUUUAAACAUGUGCAUGUUUUGUUUUUUUCAUACAAUAACAGUCUAUGCUGUAGCCUACAAACUAGCCUACACAAUAAGAGCAAAGCAAAUUAUGGGUAUUAUUUGCAGAUGUGCUGCUGUAGAAAAAAAGCAAAUCUGACACAAUUAAUAUCACUUGUUGUUAAAUGUGAUGGCAGCAUGCAGUUGGCCUGGACAGUGUGCUACUUAACAAUGAAGAAGUGGUGGGCCUAUUAGCAUCUUAGCCACUCUACUGCAACACAACGCUCAGACCAAGCCUGGACACCUGGUGAGGCCACAUUGAAAAUAGUCUCCUGACUAGAAGAUGUGGACUGAAGUCAUAAAUCAGAUGACUUUAGAGACAGAGAGAGAGUGAGAGAGAGGGAGGGAGAUUAUGGAAUGCUGUGAUGUCAUCAGCCCAGUCAUACACACAAAGACAAGGAGGACCCACAGGCGCUCUGACUCUCUCAGCUUAGUUAGCAUACUCUGCUGUGGAGCGGCUGUCUACAUCCUACUAUUGUGCCAAUGAUGACCUCCAAAGACAAAGGAAACUGACAUAUUUGUAGGGUAGGGAAACUGUCAGCACAACACAGAAAGGAAACAGGGUUUUGUGUGUGUGUGUAUGUGUGUGGGCGCGCGUGUGUGUGUGUGCGCGUGUGAGAUUGUACCUUAUGCACAUAAGUGUGUGUGGGAGGAUGAGCAUCCACCUUUAUUUAUGAAGACGAAUUUCUGUGGCUCAAUAAGAGGGAUUUUAGAAUUAAAGAAGCCAUGAAAGUCUUUUUCUGAUGACAUGAGGCGAUAAACCAACAUUGUUUACCUCAAGAAGCUGCUGGCCAAACGACAGCACCUCCGACCGCUUUGCCAGGUGGUACCAAGUUAACCCACCAUUCAGCCGCCAGCAUGCUGCAGCAGAUUUUAAAGGACAUGUACAUCGACCCUGAUGUGCUGAAUGCUCUUAAUGAGGACCAGAAAAAGACUCUGUUCCUGAAGAUGCGCCAGGAGCAGGUGCGGCGCUGGAAAGAACGGGAGGAGAAAGUAGAGAGAGAAGGGGGGGACGCCGAGUGCAAGCGAACAAAGCCAAAACAAGCCAACAGCAAGAAUGUGAGCUGGCUUCUCGGCCGGGAUGGAGAUGUGGCGGUCAUUGUGAUCGGGGAGGUGGAUGAGCUGAGCUCCAAAUUCAUCUGCUCAGGACUUGGAGAAAAGAAGGCGCAGAGUCUUCAGAACAAUGCAAACCACCAAACCAUCUUGAAGAGCAGAAAAACCACAGAACCUGUCAGAACUGAGAGAGAGAACCUUCCUCCUGAAACACAACCUGGAAUUUCACUGAAUUUAAAGGGGAAGUGUGGGGAGACGAGCACGUUACUCCCUCUGCCGCCUGAGUCGAAGUCAGCCAGUGCGACUGAGGAGAAGUCAGUUCCCCAGUCCUCCAUCUGCUCCAGGCCUCCCAUGAGAGCUAGCCCUGUCAAUGUGAGACCAUCUUCUGCAAAUGCAGCACCAGGCUCUGUCAACACGAGACCUGGCCUGGCAAAUCUGAGGCUGGCCACCGAUGCACAAUCCCCUUCCCCCAGCAGCGCUGUCAAAAUAGACUCUGGAACAACCAAAGGUGGCCUGCACUCACAGGAACCUCACAAGCCCCAGGAAUCACAGGGUGGGAAAGAUAUUGGUGCAUCAGAAGCAUCUCGGAGGGCUGCCUUGGUGCAGGCCGGUAUCAGGAGCACACCAACUCGCGAGGGCGGCCGGGUAGCUCAGCUGAUGAAAACCUUCAGUGCCGAAAGCACUACAACCCCCACACAGACCCCCUCUCGCAGCAUCAAGCCUCCUCUCCCCACCAAGCCUAGCCACUUGCGUCUAACGACCACACCUACUGUCAGGUAAUCCUCACACACUGAUGCAGAGACGCCCACCAAGCUUCAAGCAUCCCAGUGAUUCAAAUAAAGACACACUGGACAACGUCAGGCCCCUAAUUUGGAGCUUCAGCCAGUGGGUUAAUUCCCAAAGGUGGAAAAGAAGAACAUGGUAAUGUUCACAAUGUUGCUGUCACUCCUAAACCCAGCAAUGGAAAUGCUUGAAUGUAAUGGUUUUAUUUUAUUAUUGGAUGCUGCAGUACUGUAAACACUCUUUGUGGGAAAGAAAUUCCAAAGCAAUUGAAUGCAAUGUAUAUGUAUUUUUCCAGGGAAUUGAUGACUAUCACAUUUAUUCACUUGGUGUUGAUGCUUUGGCAGGGCUGUGUGAACACACAAUUUCUUGUCCAAUUCAUAAACCCUAUAAACACAAUAUUGUUACCAUUGACAUUAUUUGUAUUACUUAUGACCAGACCCAAACAGAAUCUGAGGAUUUUGGGGGGUUUUUUUGUUUACAGUUUUCAGCAGUGAUCUAGAAUGAAAAUCUGUGGAAUUUAGUCUGACUGUUUUUCUGCUUGUGGUGGAGAUGUGUUAACAUUCUGAAUUUUGUUUGAAUUUUUUUUGCAUUGUUUCUUAUGAGACAGUUUGCAUGAGCGCAUAUGCAGAUACACGAGUGACAACAGAAUGGGCAUGGGCAGGCAUAAUGAGGUGGAAUAAGGCACAGUAGGGUCCUCCUUCAUCUUGCUGUCUCCUCUUUGGGAAUACUCUAAGGUUGUUUAUUUGUCACAAUGCAAUGUAUGUCUCCCUCUGCCACCUGGCAGGAGCUUCACUGUGACCUGUUGUGGACCAAUGACAGUGCCAAAUUCAUCGUCUGUCACUCCCAGUGGAUCAAGUUAGACAGUUGAUGCCAAAUAAUCCAGUGUUACUCUUCUGCAUUUUUUUCAGUACUAUUCUAGAUAUGUGCGGUUGUACAUUUUUACAUUUUCUAUAGGGGGAAAUAUGUUUUGUAAUGGGAUGUUUAACAUUACUACGAUGCUCACUUGUAAAAUUAAACAUUUUUAUCUUUGAUUUCAAGUUUGUAUGGUGCAAUCAAAGAAACAAUAAAAUUGUGUAACUUGUACACCUACUCUUAAAA